AUGUCACAUAUAGCUGUCGUAACAACUGGUUGUGGCGUCUUCCGAGGCGACGGUGCUGGGACACAUGGUGCCCAUGGCCACAGCCUCACGCAAAAAACAUUUUUUGGAGGGCGCGGGCGACGGGUGCGGCGACGGGGCGACAGGCGACGGGCGACGGGACACGGCGAGGGGCGCGGGCCACGGGUGCGACGGCGGCAGGGCGACGGGCGCGGGCGCGACGACGGGCGGCGGCGCGGGCGACGGGCGACGGGCCGGCGGGGCGACGGGCACGCGUGGGGGGCGGCGGGGGCGCGGGCACGGUGCGACGGAGCGACGGGCGACGGCGACGGGCAACCGGGGGCGACGUGCGACGGGCGCGACGGAGCGACGAGGCACGGGGCGACGGGGCGAACAGGGGCACGGCGACGGAGCGACGGAGCGACGGGGCAGCGGGGCGGCGGGGCGCGAACGUGCGACAGCGGGCGGAGGCGGGCGGCGGUGGCGUCGCGAGCGGACGUAAAUGUCAGCCUCUGGGGGAGCCAUGCAACGAGCGACUUGUUCUCCGCGGCCCGCUGGCGCGAUCGAUCGGCCGCCGUCUGCCCGCCGCCCUUCGGCAGGGAUUCUUCCAGACGACACGUGCCGCCCGUCCCUCUUGCCCACAUUCCAAGACUCGAGGGCUCUUAUGCACGUCUGCUGCUGCGCUCAACACCAAAUGAACCGGAAGCUUCCAAAAGGCCACAGUUCCCUCAGCUGAUCGGUUCACAUUCGUUGUUGGCUUCGACUGACAGAUUGAUGUGGCCGGCCGGGUCAGUUGCUGUGGUCAUUGGUCCCAUGUCAUUACCAGAAAAACUUGGCAUGUACUACUUUUUCUGUUUUCAUCGUUUACGAUGGUGA
Gryllus bimaculatus (two-spotted cricket) is the source of this 873-nucleotide messenger RNA. The record is from the annotation of a GenBank genome assembly. NCBI's taxonomy places the organism in Eukaryota, Metazoa, Arthropoda, Insecta, Orthoptera, Gryllidae.